AUGGCUGGCGCUGAGGAUAUCGCAGACCGGGCGUGGGUCAGAUUGGGUCACAGAUCAGAGAACCAGGCCGUCGUCUUUCUGGGUGAAUCUGGCUCAGGAAAGUCCACCAUUCGAUCCCACCUCUUGACCGCGUUCCUGGGCAAGUCCUCAACUCCUCUCUCUACGAAAGUAUCUCUCGCUGCCUACGUUUUCGAUACCCUCACCACAACCAAAACUGCGACGACCCCAACAGCCUCCAAGGCGGGUCUUUUCUACGAACUUCAGUAUGACACGGCCACAACAACCAACCCGGUGCUUAUCGGUGCCAAGCUUCUGGACCACAGACUUGAGAGGAGCCGUAUUACAGACAUCCCGACGGGGGAACGCAACUUCCACAUCUUGUACUACCUUAUGGCGGGUACCAGCGCCGCGGAGAAGGCCCAUCUUGGCUUCGAGACCCCGGCUGGUGCUGUUCAAAAGAGGUGGAAAUAUCUUGGUCACCCCACUCAGCUCAAGGUCGGCAUCAAUGAUGCUGAGGGCUUCCAGGUCUUCAAGAAUGCGCUAAAGAAGUUGGAGUUUCCCAGAAGCGAAAUCGCCGAGAUUUGCCAGAUCUUGGCCGGCAUCUUGCACAUUGGCCAGCUUGAGUUCGAAACGACGUCCAACACCCAGAUCACCGGCGACGACAGCGGUGGUUUCUCCCACGAGGGAGGCCAGACCGUGACGGCUGUCAAGAAUAAGGAUGUCCUCAGCAUCGUUGCUGCCUUCUUGGGUGUCGGCACCCAAGACUUGCAGACGACCCUGUCAUACAAGACGAAGAUGAUUCACAAGGAGCGCGUCACUGUCAUGCUGGAUCCGACCGGUGCCCGGUCCCACGCCAACGAGCUGGCGCGUACCCUCUACUCCCUCUUGGUUGCGUACAUUGUCGAGUCUAUCAACCAAAGAAUCUGCGCCCCUGAAGAGAGCGUCGCGAACACUGUGUCUAUCAUUGACUUCCCCGGUUUCGCCCAACAGGCGGCAACUCAUUCAGCUCUUGACCAACUUCUCAACAACGCUGCUUGCGAAGCUCUCUACAACUUGACGCUACAAAACUUCUUCGAUCGCAAGGCAGACAUGCUUGAGAAUGAGGAGGUAAGCGUUGCAGCUACCAGCUAUUUCGAUAACUCCGAUGCCGUCAGGGGCCUACUCAAGCCUGGGAACGGCUUGCUCAGCAUUUUGGAUGACCAGACCCGGAGGAACCGCACCGAUCACCAGUUCCUCGAGAGUCUGCGCAAGCGUUUCGAGGGCAAGAAUCCCGCCAUCACUCCUGGCUCCACAACUGCGAGACUCCCAGGCAGCAACUUCCUUACCGAGAACACGGCAGCUCUUUUCACCGUCAAACACUUUGCAGGUGAAGUUGAUUACCCCGUGAAGGGCAUCAUUGAGGAGAACGGCGAGGUAAUUUCUGGCGAUUUGCUCAACAUGAUCAAUUCCACCAAGAGCGAGUUUGUUGCUCGUUUGUUUGGUCAAAAGGCUCUACGCACAGUUACUCACCCCAAGGAGAGGUCGACUGUGAUGCAGGCUACCAUCAGCUCCAAGCCAACAAGAGCACCCAGCGUUAUGUCGCGAAAGACCACUAGGACCGCUCGCAACCAGGCUCGCAUUCAACGAUAUCAACAGCAGCAGCAAGAGGAAGCUCAAGAAGAACUGGACAGGUUGAGCGAUGGCAAUUCCCAAGCCGGCGGCUCCAGGCUUCAGGCGUCGGAGCAGGGGGCAUCCGGUCAAUUCCUUGCAUCCUUGGAGAACGUUACCAAGGCAGUGGCUGAUCCCAGCACCAACUCCUACUUUGUGUUCUGCUUGAAGCCCAAUGACAGGCGUAUCGCCAACCAAUUCGACAGCAAGUGCGUUCGCACCCAGGUGCAAACGUUCGGAAUCGCCGAGAUCAGCCAGCGUCUGCGUUCGGCUGAUUUCAGUCUCUUCCUCCCAUUCGGCGAAUUCUUGGGCUUGGCCGACUCCGACACCAUUCUCGUUGGUUCUGAGAAGGAACGUGUUGAGCUUGUCGUUGAAGAUAGGCAUUGGCCGAGCAACGAGGUCAGAAUUGGAUCCACCGGUGUCUUCCUCAGCGAGAGAUGCUGGAUGGAGAUUGCGCAGUUGUCCGAAAACGCUUCUGCUUCUGGAAGAUACGCUCUACCAUCCGACAACGGCGACGGUCUCACGCCUCAGGACACCCCUUUUGCUGCCUCCAAGGAGCGUCUGCUCUCUGCCGGCAACACGCCCAUGGGAUACGGCGAGAAGGGCAAGAGCGGAUACUUUGGGGGUCAGGACGGCUCCGACGCUCGCUCCGAAGCUGGCGUUUCUGCCUUCGGAGGCGGUGACAUGUUCAAGAACCUAGACACCCGUGAGCAGAUGGCCGAACGUGGAAAUGAGAAGAGCCUCGAAGAAGUCGAGGAGUUCAAGGACAGUGCCAGUCGCAAGCGCUGGGUCUUCACCGUCUAUCUCAUGACCUGGUUUGUUCCCGACAUUCUCAUCCGCAAGAUGGGCAAAAUGCCCCGCAAGGAUAUCCGUGUUGCUUGGAGAGAGAAGCUGGCCAUCAACAUGUUGAUCUGGCUCUUCUGCCUGUUUGCUGCUUUUUUCAUCGUGGUCUUUCCCAAGCUCAUCUGUCCCACGCAACACGUGUACAGCGCUGAAGAACUGUCUUCCAACGACGGACAGGACGACAAUUCUGCCUACGUUUCGAUUCGCGGCGUCGUCUUUGAUCUCGGUUCUUUUGCCCCUCGUCACUACCCGCCGUAUGUUACUGUCAAACAGUUGAAGAACUAUGCCGGCCAGGACAUCAGCUCCCUCUUCCCUAUUCAAGUCAGCGCCUUGUGCCAAGGCAAGGAUGGUUCCGUCGACGAACACGUGUCACUUGAUUACAAGAACACCAACACCACCGGCUCCCCCACGCUCGCCACCGUUGACCAGAACUUCAAGUUCCAUGAUUUCCGUUCUUGGACCAACGACAGCCGCCCGGAUUGGUACUACGAACAGAUGACCUUCCUCAAGGCCAACUACAAGAAGGGCAAUGUGGGCUACUCUCCUGAAUACGUCAAGACUCUGGCCAACAAGCAGCAAAUUGUUGCUAUCCUGGACAGCCGUGUAUACGAUUUGACGCAAUAUAUUAGCGGCGGUUUGAGGAUGCAAGCCGCGGCGGGCGAGUCCGUUCCCGAGGACACGGGCCAGACCAAGUUCAUGGACAACACUGUUGCCACGCUCUUCCAGCAAAAGGCCGGCUCGGAUAUUACAAAGCUAUGGGACAACCUCAACAUCGAUGCCGCCAUGAAGAAGCGCAUGAAGACCUGCCUCAACAACCUCUUCUAUAUCGGCGACGUUGACACCCGUAACUCGGCCCGUUGCAAAUUCGCCGAGUAUCUUGUUCUCGCGAUCUCCAUCAUUUUGUGCGCUAUUCUCGGCUUCAAGUUCUUGGCGGCGCUCCAGUUCGGCGGCAAGAAUAUGCCUGAGAAUCUCGACAAGUUCGUCAUGUGCCAGAUUCCAGCUUACACGGAAGACGAGGAGUCUCUUCGCCGUGCCAUUGACUCUUGUGCCAGGAUGCAUUACGAUGAUAAGCGCAAGCUUCUCAUUGUUGUGUGUGACGGUAUGAUUAUCGGACAGGGUAAUGACAAGCCGACGCCUCGUAUCGUACUUGACAUUCUCGGCGUCUCUGAGACGGUCGACCCCGAGCCACUCAGUUUCGAAUCUCUCGGCGAAGGUCAGAAGCAGCACAACAUGGGCAAGGUCUUCUCCGGUCUGUACGAGGUCCAAGGCCACAUUGUUCCUUUCUUGGUCAUCGUCAAGGUUGGCAAGCCGUCAGAGGUUUCCCGUCCAGGAAACCGUGGCAAGCGAGAUUCUCAAAUGAUUCUCAUGCGAUUCCUAAAUCGCGUUCACUACAACUUGGAGAUGAGCCCCUUGGAACUCGAGAUGUAUCACCAGAUUCGCAACAUUAUUGGCGUCAACCCAACCUUCUACGAAUUCAUGUUCCAAAUCGAUGCGGACACAGUCGUCGCUCCCGACUCGGCCACACGCAUGGUUUCUGCCUUCCUUAACGACACCCGUCUUAUUGCCGUCUGUGGUGAGACAGCACUAACCAACGCCAAGGCAUCCUUUAUCACCAUGAUUCAAGUUUACGAAUACUGGAUCUCUCACAACCUCACCAAGGCUUUCGAGAGUCUGUUCGGCAGCGUCACUUGCUUGCCUGGUUGUUUCUCGAUGUACCGCAUCCGCGCUGCCGAGACCGGCAAGCCUCUGUUCGUCAGUCGCGAAAUCGUCCAAGAUUACUCUACCAUUCGCGUCGAUACGUUGCACAUGAAGAACCUGCUUCAUCUUGGUGAGGACCGUUACCUCACAACGUUGCUGCUCAAGUACCACAACAAGUACAAGACCAAGUACACCAACCGGGCCCAUGCUUGGACUAUCGCCCCUGACUCUUGGGCUGUGUUUCUCUCCCAGAGACGUCGGUGGAUUAACUCGACGGUGCACAACCUGAUGGAACUCAUUCCCAUGGCUCAGCUGUGUGGAUUCUGCUGUUUCUCCAUGCGUUUCAUUGUGUUCGUCGACUUGCUGAGUACCGUUGUCCAGCCUGUGGUCGUCGCGUACAUCAUUUAUCUUAUCGUGAUGGUUGUCCAAAACCCUACCGUGGUGCCAGUCACGGCCUUCAUCAUGCUUGGAGCAAUCUACGGUUUGCAAGCUAUCAUCUUUAUUGUCCGCCGCAAGUGGGAGAUGAUCGGUUGGAUGAUUCUGUAUAUCCUUGCCAUUCCCGUCUUCAGUUUUGCCCUGCCUCUAUACUCCUUCUGGCAUAUGGACGACUUCAACUGGGGUAACACUCGUGUCAUCGCUGGUGAAAAGGGAAAGAACAUUGUUAUUUCCGACGAGGGCAAAUUCGACCCCUCUGUCAUUCCCAAGAAGAAGUGGGAAGAAUAUCAGGCCGAGCUCUGGGAUGCGCAGACUGUCCGCGAGGAUGCUCGCUCCGAGGCCUCUGGCUAUAGCUACGCCACUAAGGGACAGGUUCCUGUUUCUGAGUACGGUUACCACAGCCGCCCUGGCUCCAUUGCUGCCGGCUAUGCGCCUCCAAGGGCCCCUAUGGGUUACGAUCAGCGUAACAUGUCGCGCAUGUCCCUUGCAGCGUCCGAGAUGGGCGGUAACCGCAACAGCCAAUUCGGCGGUUCGCAAUUCUUCUCCCCGGAAGAUAUGGUCGGCCUGCCCAGCGAUGACGCGUUGUUGGCCGAGAUCCGCGAGAUUCUAAGGACGGCCGAUCUGAUGACGGUGACGAAGAAGGGUAUCAAACAGGAGCUGGAGCGUCGCUUUGGCGUUCCUCUGGAUGCCAAACGACAGUACAUCAAUAGCGCUACGGAGGCGCUCCUAUCAGGCCAGUUGUAA
Molecule: messenger RNA, 5367 nt
Organism: Colletotrichum siamense
Lineage: Eukaryota; Fungi; Ascomycota; Sordariomycetes; Glomerellales; Glomerellaceae
Gene: CHS8-0
Product: Chitin synthase 8
Exons: 3
Coding region: 1-5367 (1788 amino acids)
Cellular component (GO): myosin complex; cell septum; cell periphery
Molecular function (GO): chitin synthase activity; ATP binding; cytoskeletal motor activity
Source: RefSeq, a predicted model, not a curated record